AUGGAAGACGACGACUUAGCACAAAUUAGAAAAGCUCGGCUUGAGCAGCUCAAAUCCCAAGGCGGGGGGGGUGGUGGAGGUGGAGGAGGUGAUCGACCAGGCGCGGCAAGCGGUGGUGGAGGACAAGAUGAUGGCAGACAACAGGAAGAAGAAGCAGCUCGUCAAUCAAUCCUAAAUCAAAUUCUCGAACCCGAAGCCGCAGAUCGUCUAGGUCGUAUCAGACUUGUGAAAGAAUCCAGAGCUGUCGAUGUUGAGAAUCGCUUGAUUAUGUUGGCGCGAUCCGGUCAGUUGAGACAGAAGAUUACGGAAGAACAACUGAAGGACCUGUUGAGCAGCGUGUCGGAAUCUCAGAAGGAUGAAGAAAAGAUUGUGGUUACUAGGAGGAAGGGUGCUUGGGGCGACGACGAUGAUGAUCUUUUGGAUUUGUAG
Molecule: messenger RNA, 429 nt
Organism: Sclerotinia borealis F-4128
Lineage: Eukaryota; Fungi; Ascomycota; Leotiomycetes; Helotiales; Sclerotiniaceae
Source: the annotation of a GenBank genome assembly